AGGUCCCUGGCACCCGCCUGAGAGCAACACUAUGAGCUUUGUAGCUUAUGAGGAGCUGAUCAAAGAGGGUGACACAGCCAUCCUGUCACUGGGCCACGGUUCAAUGGUGGCAGUUCGCGUGCAGCGUGGAGCACAGACCCAAACCCGGCAUGGCGUCCUGCGGCACUCGGUAGACCUCAUUGGCCGUCCUUUUGGUUCCAAGGUGACCUGCGGCCGAGGCGGCUGGGUGUACGUGCUGCACCCCACACCUGAGCUCUGGACACUGAACCUGCCGCACCGCACCCAGAUCCUCUACUCCACCGACAUCGCCCUGCUCACCAUGAUGCUGGAGCUUCGGCCUGGCUCUGUGGUCUGUGAAUCUGGCACUGGCAGCGGCUCCGUGUCCCAUGCCAUCAUCCGCACCAUUGCACCCACGGGCCACCUGCACACGGUGGAGUUCCACCAGCAGCGGGCAGAGAAGGCGCGGGAGGAGUUCCAGGAGCACCGCGUGGGCCGCUGGGUGACCGUGCGCAACCAGGACGUGUGCCGCAGCGGCUUUGGCGUGAGCCACGUGGCUGAUGCUGUCUUUCUGGACAUCCCGUCACCAUGGGAGGCUGUGGGCCAUGCCUGGGAUGCCCUCAAGGUUGAAGGCGGGCGCUUCUGCUCCUUCUCGCCCUGCAUCGAGCAGGUGCAGCGCACGUGCCAGGCGCUGGCGGCCAGAGGCUUCUCGGAGCUGAGCACCGUGGAGGUGCUGCCCCAGGUGUACAACGUGCGCACCGUCAGCCUGCCCGCGCCGGACCUGGGCACCAGCCCCGGCCCCGACGCCAGCCCCUUCCGCAGCGGGACGCCCAUGAAGGAGGCCGUGGGCCACACUGGCUACCUGACCUUUGCCACCAAGACCCCAGACUAGUGGGCUGCCCACCAGGAGCUCCGGGGAGCUGGGAGCGCGUGGCCCCAGCAGGGCGGCUCUGCCUGCUGCAGGCCGCCUUAUAUGGUCAGCGGAGGCCCGCUGGGCUUGUGUUUAGACAGAUGGUGGGGUGGGGCAUGGGGGCCCCCUGGGAGCCAGCCAGCUCCAAGACUCAGAUCCCUGGGGAGGAGGCCUCCACUGUGCCCAGUGUCCCUGUCCUGCUGCUGCUCAUUGACAUUCAAAGUCCCCACUGCCAUAGGCUCUCCUGGGGGCUGAGGGCCAGGAGUAGAGCUGGUGGCCCCAAGCAGCAAAAUAGGUGGGGGAGCAAAGACAAGGAGGAGGGCCGGGGGCUUGGUGCUGCAGUGGACCCCGGGACCCCCGAGGCCCAGCCCUGCCUUGGCCAGGCUGGCCCGGCAACUGUGGAGAGGCGACCCAGCACCUUGGGUACUGCCACCCCCUCCCCUCUAGAGGGCAGCCCACCCACCACCCCGUUUUCCUGCCUGGGAACCGCCUUCUGCCGCGAGAACACGCAGCUUCCAUCACUCAGGGGCCCGAGGAUGGUGACAUGCUGCAGCGGACCCAGCCAGUCCUAGUUGGAUCUGUUAGAGCCCUUGUCCAACCCCAGCGUUUCUCAGGUGCCCCUGCCCCUCACAGAAGCCCUGGGGUUGUGGGGUGGCGGGGUAUAUCCAGGACAGAGGGCAGGACGCCAGAGCCGGGGCACAUGUCACCUGCCCCAGCCCGGCCUCCAACUUGGGGGCGUGUGGCUGGUGCCCCUGCCUGCACUACCCACACAGGGCCUGGCACAUGCCCUGGGCCCACGGGUACUGUGCCGGCACGAGGCCCGGCCUGACCGUGGCUGGUAAAGAAUAAACCUGAUGCCCUGCAUAGCAA
Miniopterus natalensis is the source of this 1777-nucleotide messenger RNA. Lineage: Eukaryota; Metazoa; Chordata; Mammalia; Chiroptera; Miniopteridae. The record is from RefSeq and is a predicted model, not a curated record.